Molecule: messenger RNA, 1852 nt
Organism: Branchiostoma floridae (Florida lancelet)
Lineage: Eukaryota; Metazoa; Chordata; Leptocardii; Amphioxiformes; Branchiostomatidae
Exons: 2
Coding region: 458-946 (162 amino acids)
Source: RefSeq, a predicted model, not a curated record
UUGUUUAGGGAGCAGAACCGCCUUGUUGCACAGUCUUAGCCCGGUCCUAGUAAACGAAUAGGUACUUUUGUAGACAAGUUGUAUUCAUGUUUAGGUAGCGUUGUUAUUUAGAUUAUGUGUUAGUAUUGACAUUGUGGUUUUAAGGAUAUAGAUGGGAUGACAGAGGUAGAUAGGAUCUUUGAACCAGUACUGAAGGACAGCUCAUGUAGGUAGGCCCGAGCGAAGCACUGUUGAUCGCGGUCGCCCACUGUAACGCGAGUGACGUUUUAUUAGCCCUUGCUAUUGCGGCAAAUAUUGGUACCUUUAUCUGUUGCAAAUAAAGCUAGAUGAAGGCAUCUCUUGGAUUGUGGUAGUAGGGUAAUUGUAUCAUGUUAAAUACACAUAGCAACUGCUUUCUUUUCUGGUUUAAAGACAUGUUUUUUAGCUUUUCUACUUUUUUUCUAGGCUCUUCGGCAGAAUGGUUGUCAUACCAUUUGAAAGAGUUGCUCUCCACAAACUGGGUAACGUCGAGCGGACGGACUGCGAACGAAACCUGAAGGAAGCCAAGGAAAUGGCCAGCCGGGAAAUUGAGCAAGUCAUUGCUCUUCGCAAGAAACUGGCAGUGGUUGACAGUGAGGGGAAGCUGAGACCAUCGCCAGCCUUCCUCCAGGAUAUGCCGGGGCUUGUCGCAAAGUUUGAGGCCAUCAUGCCAAACGAUGAGGGACGCUCAGCCCGCAACUAUGCCACUAUUGCACGGAUUGUUUUGGGGUUGUUACAGAUUGCCGGGAUGGAAGAUGAGGAGGAGCCCUUUUGGCAGUUUGUCACAGACAAGAUCGGUCCCCAGAUCAGAGGGAUGCAACAGCGUGCAGGAGUAGCAGGGGUUCCUGCGACACCACAGACCUCAGCAAACUGGCUAUCACUGGUGUUCCAGGCACUCCAAACCCUGGACAGAUUGGACGUAAGAUGAAAGUCUUAUAAUUACAGUCAUGUUUUCUUAAGGGAAGUUAUUUUCUUUCAUUGGUGUUGAAUGUAAACCAGUCUGUGUGUAAGUAAAUACUAUGAAUGGAUAUUCAUAAUCCCCGAGCAGAUCCACAAUAUUGUUGCUUGUGCAAAUGUCAUCAUGCUUAAUCUGCUAGAGUGAACAUGUUUAGUGAAAUGUCUCCUCUUUGGUCACUGAUUGUGACUGUUUUUGUCAUCAUGAAAUGACAAAAGGAAUAUGAAAACUACAUCAGGGUCAUGUCUGUUCAUUCGUGCCCUCAGUGUUGCCUUGUCAACAUUAUUAGGUUAAGGCAACAUGGUGAGUGCCAAUAGACGGAAUCCAUCGCACCAGCAUUUUCAUCUCCUUAAAGUAUAAAAGGGCACUGACAUUUCAUACACGCAGAAGAGAAAUCUCCCGAACAUUUACACUUCGAUGAAUUAAGCACUGCGGUAUAUAUAAGGGACCAAUAUUUUGUGGGGCAACCUUGGUGUUCUGCACCAGCCAGCAAUGUUCUUCGCUUGUGUAAUAACUUGAAAAUUGUAGAUACUGAAGAUUUUAUGGCUUUGAUAUUGUUUUCUAUAAAUCAUUGUAUGGACAAUGUGUCCAUUUAUCUUAUGUACACUCCAUAUUACAUCUAAUUGUGGCCGUUUGUGAUAGGCUUUUCAAUUUUAUUUGGUCUCCUUUUAGCUGUGUGAGUGGCAUACACGAGAGGCUUGAUAUUUUUUUACCUUGAUUGAGGUCUUGUGUGUUCCCUGCCAAGUUAUACCAUUUUUAAGACUAUUAAAAAGAAUUGUACUGAUUUCUCAGCAUAUAGGUAAGACUUUGUUAGUUAAACAGACACCGCUUCCAGUAGACUAGUAUAGCCCACUACUAUUCUGAGUAAUUCGCAUCAAA